Molecule: messenger RNA, 900 nt
Organism: Angiostrongylus costaricensis
Lineage: Eukaryota; Metazoa; Nematoda; Chromadorea; Rhabditida; Metastrongylidae
Source: the annotation of a GenBank genome assembly
AUGUCUUAUAGGCUUUUGAACCUGGAUUUUGUGUGGCAGACGGAAAUGGCGAUGCAGGACCACUCACUAGGAGCCGAGGUCGUGUCGUUUUGCCCCGAAUUGGAGCUGUAUCUCAGUCCUAUGUCGCGGAUUGAAAUAAACAUCAAACUUCCGAAGUUCACGAUACCCGGCCAAUCGAUAUCAAAUUGGGAUCUCAUGGAAAGGUUGAAGAAGGGUGUCGCACCCAUUCAGGCAUGUUUUAGUUCUCUACCAUUCGAGUCACUUCCCGUUCUCCUCUUUGUCUUACAGGCUAUUAAGAUUUUGGAAUCAAUGACGGUUAAAGUGAGUGGAUUCAGCGACCCAGUACGAGUGCGUGCAGCUGAAGCAAAAUCUGACUUUCCUAGUAGACAUGACUGGGACCUUUUCUACAUGAAAAACAAAUUGGAUGAGAGCAAACCAGGCGAACGGCCAGAUACUAUUUAUAUGGCGAAGAUUCCAAUCAAGUGGUUUGAAAAAGGCUCCGAUCUCCCUAGUGAAGAUCUGCUGCGGUUCGCAAUGGAAGGUUUCGGUAACGUAAGGAUGGUUGACAUCCCAGUAUGUGAUGAAAUUCGUAGAGAAAUGGAUCCUGAGAUCAGUGGAAUAAGGAAUAAGGGAUUCAGCUUUGGACCGGACGUCUUUUUUGAAGCCUACGUUCAAUUCGCUGAAUAUAGCGGUUUUGUUAAUGCUAUGGACUCACUCAGAAAUAUGAAAUGGACGAAAAGAAUUGAUAAAAAAGUGUUUCAUGCCAAUGUGAAGGUCACAGCAGAGUAUAACUGCGUGCAUCUUUUCCUCCGAAAUCAAGCGUAUACUUGGACUCUGUUGUUGAUGGCAGAGUUAGGUAGAAAAUUAUAUGAGAGAGAAACAAGGCAAGGGCCUCAGUAG